UAAAUGAAUCUGCAAAGCAUUAUCAUCUCAUCCCCAAGUCCAACCGCACACCUGACAAAACGCUCGACGGACCUCUCCCUUAAACGCAAGAAACAAAACCACAAAGCAAAUCGAGGAUGGGAGAUAAUCCGGUGCGUUUUGGUAUCAUCGGAUGCGCGAAGGCUGCAGGAAAAAUUGGCAGAGCCAUCAACUUAGCUCCCAACUCCGUUCUUCACGCCGUUGGAGACCCUUCUCUCGAAACAGCGAAGCAGUUCGUGGCCGCUAACGGAGCUCCAGAUACCGUCAAGAUAUACGGAAGCUACGAUCAGGUCGUUGCCGACCCAUGCGUGGAUGUGGUGUACGUGGCGUCGCCGCCAAGUGUACGCGGCCACUGGGCAUUGUUAGCUGCUAAAAAUAAGAAGCAUUUGCUGGUUGAGAAACCGACGGCUCUAAAUUUAGAGGAGUUGGAUGAGAUUUUGGGUGAAUGUGAGUCAAACGGCGUGCAGUUCAUGGAUGGAACCAUUUGGUUCUAUCAUCCCCGUACUGCUAAAAUCAAGAAUAUGCUUCUUGAUUCUCAUUGCUUGGGAGAUAUUGAUCAUAUAUACAGCACAUUGACAACUUCUAUACCACCUGCAUUCUUGGACAAACUAAACGCCGACACCUUCGGGUCUCUUGGCACCGUCGGCGAGCUCGGUUGGCACUGUGUCGCCGCUGUUUUGUGGAUCAAAAACCAUGAACUCCCAACCUCAGCGACUGCUCUACCAGAUGUGACAAAGAACUCACACGGCUUAAUCAUGUCCUGCACGGCCUCCCUCCAUUUUGACCAUGCCCACAAAACUUCCGCAACAAUCCACUUCUCUUUCCUUUCGCACCUCUCUACGGAACUAACGGUGAUAGGCUCCAAAGGUUCCCUGUAUGUAAAAGAUUACAUAAUCCCAUUUGUGGAGGAUUCUGCUUGCUUCGAGUUCACAAUAGGAGCCAAGUUCGUUGAUCUCCAUGUUGGGUGGAAUGUGAAGCCUGAAAAGGUAGUUGUAGCUUGUGGGUUGCCGCAGGAGGCGAGUAUGGUUCAAAAACUAGCAAACCUUGUAAAUGGUAUUAGAGGAUUAGGGCUCCCACCUGAUAAAAGGUGUGGCGAGAUUUGCAGGAAGACUCAGUUAGUGUUAGAUGCAAUCAAGAAAUCAGUUGAUAUCGGUUGUAAAACUGUGUACUUGUAGAUAGAUAUUUGUUGUGUUCUGAGAACAGGGAUGCUUCUUUCCUAGCUAUAUAUUGUGGUUGAAUCUUGUA
This is a messenger RNA of Carica papaya (papaya), 1263 nucleotides long. RefSeq names its product NAD(P)-binding Rossmann-fold superfamily protein. Gene Ontology annotation, molecular function: nucleotide binding. The record is from RefSeq and is a predicted model, not a curated record. NCBI's taxonomy places the organism in Eukaryota, Viridiplantae, Streptophyta, Magnoliopsida, Brassicales, Caricaceae.